This is a messenger RNA of Drosophila guanche, 3810 nucleotides long. RefSeq names its product centrosomal protein of 162 kDa. Bases 479 to 3286 code for a protein of 935 amino acids. The transcript has 7 exons. Gene Ontology annotation, cellular component: centriole; centrosome; axonemal microtubule. NCBI's taxonomy places the organism in Eukaryota, Metazoa, Arthropoda, Insecta, Diptera, Drosophilidae. The record is from RefSeq and is a predicted model, not a curated record. Gene Ontology annotation, biological process: cilium assembly.
GCGGUCACACUGUAAACAUCUAUUUAUCAAACAAGGCGGAAAAAAUGCAACGAGAAACACAGGACACUGAAUAGUUUAUUUUCGUUCAGGUGCUCGUGUCCGUUUAAUCCCGUUCGGUACCACAGAGAGUGCUAAAUUCGUUGUACAUUCAUAUCCACAAAACAAGAAACACAAGAAGUAAACCAAUUGGAGGAAAACAGGCAGAGAGUGAGCCCAACACACACACACACACACACGCAAACCUAAAAACAAACACACACAUAGACAGACAUACAGACAGACGCGAUACAGGAGCGAGACAAGCGAAGAAGAAUAGGAAAGAGGAAGUGGGCGUGGGCGUGGGCGUGGGCGUGACAUACGCCAGAGGCUGGGCGUCAGCUUCGCCCCCCUCCUCCCUCCAGCAUCCUUCGCCAGGAUACAACGCGAGGUCAGAGGAAGACAGAGCAGAGGCUGGUCCCUGACUGACUGCCGCUGCACCAUGUCCAAGGUGCUCAGCCCCCAGAAGCGUCGCGUCGGCAUGGCCAUGGGCGAGAGCAUGGCAGCGGGCGGCCUCGACGGGGGCCUGGAAUUCAACGGCAGCAGCUCGAUCAUUGACUUCCUGGCCAAAGAGCAGGACGGCGGCGUUGACGCCGACCCGGAGAGCAUCUUCAAGGAGGUGAGCCGCCUCUCGGACAACAGCGACACCCGCUCCGUCGAUGAGCUACUGCAGGAGGCGGAGCGUCUCAUUCAGCAGCAGCUGCGCUGCCUCACCACGGACACAAUUGAAACCAGGCUGAAUGGUGGUGGCGGUGGCGGUGCCGGUGCCGGUGCCGGUGGCGAUUGCAAUGGCCAGGCGAAGGCAAAGACAAAGUCCCAGAACCAAAGCGCCAGCCACACGCCCUCGUCCUCGCCACAGUCAUCGCCGCACAGCAGCAUCCGUCUGAACACACGCUACACGCACCGCAUUGAGCAUUCGCCACCCAAGCCGGGAUCGGGUCUGGCCAGGGCACGUGCACUGCCCGCAGGCGGCCCAAGCCAUGCCAGACACAAGGCAAAGUCAUCGCCAGCCCCAACACCGGCCCAGACGCCACACGAGCUGAAUGGCGGCGACGGGUUUGCCGCCUUCGUUGACAAUUUGCCCUCGGAGUCGGUCAUCUCGGAUGAGUCCACGCCCAAGGACAUGCACAACAAUACGGCAGCACAGAACGCUCAGCUGCAAUCGCAGCUGGACAACACGGACGAUGAUGAGGAUACGAUGGAGGAGGCAGCCGAGGUGGAUGCAGAUGCAGAUGCGGCGCCACGGCGCAACUCCACGCCCUCUUCGGCGGCAGCGGCGGCAGCGGCGGUGCCGGCAAGGAUCACCAGCAGCCAGAGCCACACCCACAUAUACAGCCAGCCCAUUCGGCCCAUGGCCAGCUACAGCGAGAAGGCGGUGGGCAGCUCGCCGAAGCACAUGGUCAGCACCCUCACGUCGCCCAUCGAGCAGAUCGCGUGCAGUGUGUCGCGGGAGCAUGCCCUCAAGCACGAGAUCGAGCAGCUGCAGGAGCAGCUGAAGGACACCGAGGAGCGCCUGGCAUCGGUGCGCCUGCAGAGCGACUCGCUGUCGCAGACCCAACGCGCGCUCCGUGACCACAACGGGCGACUGCAGGACGAGUCCGAGAUGCUCAAGCUGGACGUGCAGCACCUGAACGAGUGCGCCGGCGUGCUCAGGUCGGAGCUGCAGGCGGCACGCCGUGACCGCAGCGAUGCACUGCAGCUGCAGCGCUCGCUGCGUGCGGAGCUGGAGGAGGCGCAGCAGGAGCGUCGGCGGGCGGGCGAGAGCAAGGAGAAGGACGCACGCGCCAUACAGGAUCUGCAGCGACAGUGCCGCGAAAUGGAGCGCAUUCUCAUGCGCAAGCAUCCGGAUUCGGUUUCGGCACUGAUAGUUGCCUCCAAGAGUUCGGGUCUUUGCUCGCUGAAUGACCAGGAGAAUGUGACCAGCCGCAAGCUGCUGGAGCAGCGCAUCGCACAGCUGGAGUCGGAUGCCAAGGAGCAGGAUCGCAAGGCACAGCAGAUUCUGGCCAAUGUCCAGGCACGCUUCAACUCGGUGCAGUCCAAGUACGAGACGCACAUUGCCGAUCUGGAGACGCAGGUGCUGAGCCUGCAGGAGAUCAACACGAAGCUGAACGAGCAGAUCGAGUCGCAGGUGCGCACCUUGGACCGGUACAUGCAGAAACGAGCGGACAGGUUCUACAACAAUUGCACACAGACGGAGCCAGAGGCCGAUGGCCCCGCAACUGGCGCUGCCAGCACGGGGACCACGGGGACCACGGGGACCACGGGCACCCAAACCCAGGCACAGAUCACGAAUGGGACCCGUGACCACAGCACCAACACCAUUGGCUGCCCAUCGCCGGCGCUCCUGUGCCACCACCACCACCAGCACCAGCACCAGAACCAGCAGCACCUCCUUCAUGCCCAGCAGCACUCGGCCAGCAGCAGCACCAGCAGCACGGCCAACUCCACGCCAAAUACAUCGCGACCCAACUCGAAGCAGAGCGGCGCCAGUUCCACCACACAGCGCCGGCCCGUGGCUGGCCAACUGCAGAUGCCCGUCUCGAAGCUGCCAAUCUCGCAGUCGGACUCCACGCUGUCCAUGCUGAGCCACAGCCAUGGCCCGGGCCCGGGCCCAGGACUGGCCAGCAAGGAGGAGUCGCAGCUGCUCAGCUCGGUGCGCGGCAUGCGCGUGGACCUGGCCAUCAAGAACAAGGCCAUGCAGCGGCUCACGCGGGAGCUGGACGAGUGCAAGAAGACCAUAAGGAAGCUGCAGCGAGAUCGGGAGACCGGCAAUCCAGGCACCAAAUUGGACGGCAAGUGCCAGGCCAGUGGCAGCGGCGGCGCCUCGGCACAGCGUCGUGCCAGCGGCUACGAUCAUUAUCCGGAUCAUAUUCCGGCCGCCACCGAGAGCCAAGCACUGAAGGAGGCCCAAAACAAGUACCGCCUGCUGGAGGCUGACUACAAGACGCUGCACGACAAGCGACUGCAGGACCUGAAGACGCUGCAGAGCGCACAUGAGCGGGAGCUGGCCAGCUGCAACGAGACGGUGCGCCUACUGAAGCAGCGCCUGAACGAGCGGGAGGAGGCAUUUGCCACACAGAAGCGACGCAAGGUGCCCGUCGACUAUUAUGCACUCAAGGCCAAGGUCUCGCUGCUGGAGCGCCGUCACUCGGAGCGGGAGGAGCGUUUGCACAUGCUGGUGGAGGCGCUCAGCAAGGGCCGCCUCAACGGUGCGCUCGAGGAUCUAAUGCAGGAGAACAACAAUAAAUAACUGAAUAUUAAAUAAUCGCACCCAAUUAGCACACAUGUGUGUCCGUCAACAAGCCAGCCAAUUUGUUUCACACUCCGUCUAAGAAACCAAAACAAAAGUCUAGCAUUAAGCAGAGGAACGAGUCGUGGACUGCAGCUGGCCAAGCGUUGGCAGGGACUUGAGGCCAAACCCCAAGCAGCAGCUGCAAUCCCAAGAAUAUUUAUUGUAGAAUUGUAGACAAUUUUAAGCCUAGAAAUUUAACCGUUCAAAAUGCAUCAGAAAGAGGGAGAGCGAGCAGCAUCGAAAAGACAGGGACAACAAAGGCGAAAGUGAGCCCAAAAUGCUUUGUACAUAAACAGCGAUCUUGGAAUUUGAAUUUGAAUAUUAUAUAUUUGAUUUCUAAGCCAAAGAUGUAUUUUUUUGUCGUUCUGGCUGCAUACACAAUCCCAUUAUUGUGUCUGGGCGCAGAGAACUUUCCAAAAGUUGCAGGAGAAAUGAUGAAAUGAUGUAAGAAAAAUAAAUAACGAGAACAGAAAAGAUUACAA